Botrytis sinoallii is the source of this 1095-nucleotide messenger RNA. RefSeq lists its product as uncharacterized. The transcript has 4 exons. Gene Ontology annotation, biological process: GDP-mannose biosynthetic process; cell wall mannoprotein biosynthetic process. The coding region runs from base 1 to 1095 and encodes 364 amino acids. The record is from RefSeq and is a predicted model, not a curated record. Gene Ontology annotation, molecular function: GTP binding; mannose-1-phosphate guanylyltransferase (GTP) activity. NCBI's taxonomy places the organism in Eukaryota, Fungi, Ascomycota, Leotiomycetes, Helotiales, Sclerotiniaceae. Gene Ontology annotation, cellular component: cytoplasm.
AUGAAGGCUCUCAUUCUUGUCGGUGGCUUUGGCACCCGUCUCCGCCCACUCACUCUGACCCUCCCAAAACCUUUAGUCGAAUUCGGUAACAAGCGCAUGAUUUUGCAUCAAGUUGAAGCCUUGGCAGAAGCUGGAGUCACAGAUAUUGUGUUGGCCGUCAAUUAUCGUCCAGAGGUUAUGGAAAAGUAUUUGGCUGAGUACGAGGAAAGAUUCAACGUUAAAAUCACAUUCUCCAUCGAAUCCGAACCAUUAGGUACAGCCGGUCCUCUGAAGCUCGCAGAAGAAAUUCUCGGAAAGGAUGAUGCUCCUUUCUUCGUUCUCAACUCGGAUGUCAUCUGUGAAUAUCCUUUCGCAGAUUUGGCUGCUUUCCACAAGAAGCACGGUGAUGAAGGUACCAUUGUCGUAACCAAGGUUGAAGAACCAUCCAAAUAUGGUGUCGUUGUCCAUAAGCCAAACCACGCAUCCAGAAUCGAUCGAUUCGUAGAGAAGCCCGUCGAAUUCGUUGGAAACCGCAUUAACGCUGGUAUCUACAUCUUGAACCCAAGUGUCCUCAAGCGCAUCGACCUCCGCCCAACCUCCAUCGAACAAGAGACUUUCCCUGCCAUUUGCGCCGAUGGUCAAUUGCACUCUUUCGACUUGGAAGGAUUCUGGAUGGAUGUUGGGCAACCCAAGGAUUUCCUCUCCGGAACUUGUCUUUAUCUCUCCUCCCUUACCAAGAAGGGCUCCAAGCUCCUUACUCCACCCAAUACCCCAUACGUACACGGCGGCAAUGUCUUGAUCGAUCCUUCUGCCAAGAUUGGCAAGAACUGCCGCAUUGGUCCCAACGUAACAAUUGGUCCUAAUGUUGUUAUCGGUGAUGGUGUCCGUUUACAACGUUGUGUUCUCCUCGAGGGCUCCAAAGUCAAGGAUCACGCUUGGGUCAAGAGCACCAUCGUAGGCUGGAACUCUACUAUCGGUAAAUGGGCACGUUUGGAAAAUGUCAGUGUAUUGGGUGACGACGUUACGAUUGGUGAUGAGAUUUAUGUAAACGGAGGUAGCAUUCUCCCACAUAAGAGCAUCAAGGCUAAUGUUGACGUUCCGGCCAUUAUUAUGUAA